Messenger RNA from Stegostoma tigrinum, 4288 nucleotides. It is a transcript of the gene asb10, whose product is annotated as ankyrin repeat and SOCS box containing 10. The record is from RefSeq and is a predicted model, not a curated record. The transcript is spliced from 5 exons. Gene Ontology annotation, molecular function: transmembrane transporter binding. Gene Ontology annotation, biological process: negative regulation of delayed rectifier potassium channel activity; neuronal action potential; intracellular signal transduction. Gene Ontology annotation, cellular component: membrane; axon initial segment; synapse. The coding region runs from base 109 to 1494 and encodes 461 amino acids. NCBI's taxonomy places the organism in Eukaryota, Metazoa, Chordata, Chondrichthyes, Orectolobiformes, Stegostomatidae.
AGUCAUCAGCAGCUGGGAAUGUGUGUGUGUGUGUGUUGGGCACAGAUAGAGAGACAGACAUCAGUAGGUAGUCAGGGAGCAGUGUGAGCAGGCUCAAGGCAGCUGUCAAUGUCCAAGCACAACUUUGUGUUCAGCUCCCGGUCUCUCCGCUCCCUGGAGUUAGAGAGAGAGGCGCUGGAAAGGCACUGGCUGCGCAGGCGGUGCCAGGCCGAGCGUGUGGCCCGGGCCGUGAGCUCUGGGCUCCGGAGGACGGGCAGGCUCGGCCCGGAAGGUGGCUUCCUGUGUGAGGACCCAUUGGUUCAUAACGCGCUGUUCACAGGAGACAGCCAGAGGGUCCGGCAACUGUUCGACAGCAAGUGGCCGCGGAAUCUGCUCCUGGUGGCUUCAGGGCAUGAGCUCGAGUGGAACUCCGAGAAACCGGGGAUCUGGUCGCUGUGUUACAAGCAGGAGUUUAUUACUCCCCUGCAGAUCACAGCUAGCCGGGGCUAUGACACGUGUCUUCAGCACCUGCUGACCUCUGGGGCAGAUGUAGACUUUGCACCGGGAGGAAAGACCGCUCUCCACGAGGCAUGUGAGAAUUCCCAGACCGAGUGUGUCCGUCUGCUGCUCACAUACGGAGCAAAUCCCAAUGCCUUCUCCGAGGAUGGCUACACCCCUCUCCACCUGUGCUCGUCACCGGAAUCCCUCCGAUGUGCGGAGUUUUUGUUGAAGUUUGGCUGUAGUGUGAACAGUCGGACAGAGGACAAGGACGAUACAGCUCUACACAUUGCAGCACGGUUCGCUCUGGAGGAUCAUGUCUGCUUGUACAUUCACCAUGGAGCAUCAGUCAACAGGAUGAAUGACAGUGGCCAGACCCCACUGCACUGUGUGUGCGCACAGUCCCACAGCCAGCAGGACGCUGACAGAUAUUUCCGUGUCUGUCAGUAUCUGAUUGAGCAUGGGGCCAAUGUGGAAUCGCUGGAUGAAGAGAAGCAGUCCGCGCUGCACAUGGCCUGCCGCACAGUCAAUUACAGGAUGGUGGAUCUACUGCUGAGCAAGGGAAUCGAUGUUAACCGCAUGGACUAUGGGGGAAAUGCCCCAAUGCAUAAAGCACUGCAGGCCGUUGCUUACAAGUUAGAGCAUGAGCCUGAACGCACAGUCCGAUCCCUAUUAAACUAUGGCUCCAUCCGUAUCUGGCCAGGUGCUAUUCCAAAGGUGCUGAGGUUCUGCUCCCAGUCUCCGCGGACAAUCGAGGUUCUCGUGAACGUUUAUGAUCGGCUGAAAGUGACCGAUGAUUGGGUGGAGUCAGUGCCAAUGAAAGUGCUUCAGGAGCACCAGGAUUUCUACGAGUCCCUGUUUGCACUUUCCCAGACACCACGCUCACUGCAGCACCUGGCCCGAUGUGCCAUUCGUGCACACUUCGAAGGGCAUUGCCAGGAUCUAAUCCCUCAACUCCCACUGCCAACUUUCUUAAAGGACUAUCUGUUGCUGCAGUUUCAGGGAUAUGUCAGUUAGUCAGCUGAAGCACAGACACAAACUCCUAAUCGACAAAGGCCAGAGUCCAGUGAAAACAGAACCCAACCCAGCAACACAGACAAAACAGGCCAUUUGUUCAGAACUACUCUCACUUCAUCAAAUUCUAGAUUCUGAAUAAUAACCAAUAAACAUCCACUCCCUCCACCACCGACGCUCAGUCGCAGCAGUGUAUACUAUCUACAAGAUGCACUGCAGAGAUUUACCAGAGAUCAACAAAGACAGCACCUUCCAAAUCAUUACUAUCUAGAAGGAUAAGGGCAGCAGAGACAUGGGAACACCAGCCCCUGCAAGUUCUCCUGCAGGCCCCUAACCAUCCUGACUUGGAAACAGAUUGCUGAUCCUUCACUAUCACUGGGCAAAAAUCCUGGAAUUCCUUCCCUAAUGGCAUUGUGGGUCAACUGACAGCACAUGGACUGCAACAGUUCAAGAAGGCAGCUCACUCCCACCUUCUCAAGGAGCAACUAAGGAUGUGAACCUACAUACCAGGAAUGAACAAAAAAAAUGGCUGGUAAAAGAAAAUGGGUAAAUGUAACCUGGAUAGUGAGUUCAUGCAAUGUUUUCAGGAUAGAUUUUCCGCAUGUUCUGGAGCUGCCCAGAGAACAGGAUAUACCACAUCUUGAGAUCCUUAACACUCUUAAAGUGAAGGAGCCCCUAGACAGCAGUGAUCACAACAUUUUUAAAAUUUUGUAUUCAGUUUGAGAUAGAGUAGAGUGGAUCUGAGACUAUUUUCUCUAACACAAAUGAGGGGAUUUAUGAGGAUAUGGAAGCCAAACCAACAAAAGUGAAUUGGAAUAUUCAAUUAAAGAACAGAUCAAUGAAAAUCAUAGAAUACAGAAGGAGGUUAUUUGGCCCAUUGUGUCUGUCCUACUCCUGAAAGAGAUACCCAGCUAGUCCCAUUCUCCAGCCCUAUAAUUGUAGCCCUCUAACUUCAUCCCUUGCAAAUAUAUAUCUAGCUCACGUCUGAAACUUCCUGUGGAAUCCACCUCCAUCACUCUCCCAGGCAGUGCAUUCCAAAUCCUGACAGUUCUCUGAGUAGAGAUAUAUCUCCCUAUCUCAUUCCUAGCUCUCUCACUCAGAAUCUUGAAAUUGUGAUCCCUCGUUACUGACAUACCAAUGACCGUAAACAGAGUAUCCUUCUUUACCCUGUGAAAAUUGUUCAUAAUCUUUAACACCUCAAUAAGGUCACCUUUUAAUCUUUUUCCAACAAGGAUGAGCCCAAAUUCUCUAGUCUUUCCUUGUAUCUAAAAUCCCUCAUUCCUGGUAUCAUUCUAGUAUAUCUCCUUCAUAAGCUUUCCCGGGGCUUUAACAUUCUUCCUUAAAUAAGGUGCCCAGAACUGAACACAAUAGUCCAAAUGUGGUCUGACCUUUGAUUUGUAGCGGUUUAGUAUCACCUCCUUAUGUUUAUACUCUGUGCCUCGAUUUGUAAACCUAAGGACUCUAUAAGCCUUCGUAACAACUGUUUCCACUUGCCAGGCCACCUUUAGGGAGUUACGUACAUUGAAUCCUGAGGUCCCUCUGCCCCUGUACUUCCCUCAAAGUUGUACAGUUUGAGCCUGCAUUGAAUCUUCAUGUUUCUUCCAGCAAAGUGCAUUACCUCACAUUUCUCUGCGUUGAAAUUCAUCUGCCAAGUUUCUGCCCAUUUCACCAACUUGUCAAUGUGUCUCUGAUGUCACUCAGCAUCAUCCUCACAUUUCACUACUCUCCCUGGCUUAAUGUCACCUGCAAAUUUUGAGAUUUUGCCCUCAGCUCCUGCCUCUAAAUUGUUUAUAUAAAUCAGGAAAAGCAAAGGUCCCAACAUUGCUCCCUGGGGAAUAUUACUUUCAACUCACCUCCAAUCUGAGAAAUGUUCAUCUACACCGACCAAACAUUUUGAAUUUGGUAACCAACUGGCCAUAUCAUGCUAUAAAUUGAUUUUUAUCAUCUUCCUACUUAAUAUUGAAUGUUAUUAUGUUGUGGUCACUAUUUCCAAACUGCUUCCCAGUCUGACAUUGUCAACUUGGCCUGCCCCAUUUACAGUCGCAGAGUCAAACAGUAUGCAAUCAGACCCUUCAGUCCAAGUAACUCUGACCAAUCAUGUUCCCAAAUGAAAUUAGUCCCACCCACCUGGGUUUGGCCCAUAUCCCUCUGAACCUUUCCUGUUCAUGAACACAUCCCAACGUCUUUUAAACAUUGUAACUGUGCCAGCAUCCACUACUUCCUCCAGCAGUUCAUUCCACACACUAACCACUCUCUGUGUAAAGAAGUUCCUUCUCAUCUCCUUUUUAAAUCUCUCCCCUUCUCAACUUAAAAAUAUGUGCCGUAAGUUUGAAUUUGCCCACCUGAGGAAAAAGACCUUUGCUAUUUAUCUUCACCAUGCCCCUCAUGCUUUUGUAAACCUUUACAAGGCCAGCCCUCAAACUCCUACACUCCAGAGCAAAACGUCCCAGCUUAUGCAGCCUCUCUUAUAGCCCAACCCCUCAAGCCCAGCAUCUACCUGUUUUCCAUUAUCAACUCUGGUUGUUAUGUCUUCAAACCUAACAAAUUUAUCCCUUUUACUCUUUGAUGGUAUUAAACUUUUGUAAAUGUUCUGUUAUUUCUUCUUUAAUAAUGGAUUCUAAUAUUUUUUUCCAUAACACAUGAGGCCAACUGGAAACAGAUAGGAAAGUAAGUUAUGAAGAGGACAUAAACAGUUUCAUAAAGAGGUUUAGCUUGGUUCCAUGAGUAGCCGAAGAUCUGGCAAUAGAGUAUAAUUUAUGAAAAUGUGAAUGUGUCCAUUUAACAGAAAGAACUUUUU